AUCCGGACAUCUUUUACCCCAGAAUAAUUGCACUUUCUUCUCAUCAAAUUUCAUUCUUAGGUAAACCAACGAUUGCCAUUAAACGAGUUGAUCAAAUCGCCAAACAUCUUGAUACUUCUUUACCCUCAACAUUACGAUACGAAAUGAGUUCACAAGAAUUCAAACAAGCACCACAUAAAUUGUUGGUCAUUCCUGGCCCAAUCGAAGUGAGCGAUGAUGUCCUUUUGGCAAACGCUCAUCCUUCCAUGUCACAUGUUUCGCCAGACUUUGUGCCUGUUUUGGGAGAUUGCAUCAGAAUGAUGAAAACACUUUUGUUUGCUCCUGACGCACAACCUGUCAUUACAGCGGGAAGUGGUACUUUGGGUUGGGAUCACGUUGCCGCAAAUGUGAUCGAACCAGGUCAAGAUGCUCUCGUUUUGAACAGCGGUUACUUUGGCGAUAGCUUUGCUGAAUGUUUGACAACAUACGGAGCAAAGGUUGAUCAGGUCAAAGCUCCAAUCGGUAGCAAACCUUCAUUGCAAGAAGUGGAAAAAGCUUUGCAAAGCAAGAAGUACAAAGUUGUCACUUUCACCCAUGUCGAUACCUCUACUGGUGUCUUGAGCGAUGCUAAAGGUUUGGGAGAAUUGGUCAAGCGAGUUAGCCCCGAAAGUAUUCUUGUCUUGGACGGUGUUUGUUCAGUGGCAAGCGAAGAGAUCAGAAUGGCCGAAUGGGGAAUUGAUGUCGUACUUACAGCCAGUCAAAAAGGUUUGGGUUGCCCACCCGGUUUGAUGGUUUUAGCAGCAAGUCCAAAAGCAAUCAAAUCGUUCGAGAGCCGCAAAACACCUCCAAACAGCUACUAUGCCAGUUGGGCUAAAUGGAUACCCGUCAUGAAAGCAUAUGAAGCAGGUACUGGAGCUUACUUUGGUACUCCACCAACUAACUUGUUGUAUGCUUUGCAUCAAUCCCUCACAAACAUUACCACCAAAUCACCUUCGAUCGAAGACAGGUUCAAACAACAUAUCGCCGCUUCUGAUCGUGUCAAGAACUUUGUCAAAGAGCUCGGAUUGGAACAAUUGGUUGCCGAUGGCAUCAAAGAUGGUGCACACGGAAUGACUGCUGUUAAAUAUCCUCAAGGUAUUAAAGCAACCGAUCUAUUGCCAAAGAUGGUCGCUCGUAAUAUCGUCGUUGCUGCCGGUCUUCAUAAGGAAGUCAAGGAUACUUAUUUCCGUAUCGGUCAUAUGGGCGUCACUGUCACACAUGAAAAGGAACGUGGAGAUAUUGAACAUUUGCUCAAGUCUCUCAAAGAAGCACUCACCGAGGCUGGCUACAAGGCAUAAAAACGUUUUUCUAUGUCUAUAGAUAUACACUACAUGAAAUAUAAUCUAUCCAUGGAUGCAAAGUUGUGAAUGACUAUUGAUACAUUAUGAGAUUUGAAGGG
This is a messenger RNA of Meira miltonrushii, 1417 nucleotides long. Its product is annotated as putative AGX1-alanine-glyoxylate transaminase. NCBI's taxonomy places the organism in Eukaryota, Fungi, Basidiomycota, Exobasidiomycetes, Exobasidiales, Brachybasidiaceae. The record is from RefSeq and is a predicted model, not a curated record. The transcript has 2 exons. Gene Ontology annotation, molecular function: L-alanine:glyoxylate transaminase activity; L-serine:pyruvate transaminase activity. The coding region runs from base 144 to 1316 and encodes 390 amino acids. Gene Ontology annotation, cellular component: peroxisome.